AUGUCUCGCGACAGAUCAACAAAGCGGUUCUACCGCGCGGAGUCGACUAACGAUUUGUUGUCUUACAUGGACAAAGGACACGCCGCGUGUGAGGAGAACAGGUGGACCUUUGAGACAGCUUGGGAAGCCGCUAAUAAAGUUGGCGGUAUAUACACAGUGAUACGGUCUAAAGCGUAUGUGUCUACCGAAGAAAUGGGUGAAAACUACUGUCUGUUGGGCCCCUAUAAAGAGCAAUGUGCGCGUACAGAAGUCGAGGAGUCCGAAUUUCCCCCGAACUCCCCCCUCACUACUGCGGUCAAUGCUAUGAGGAGUCAGGGGUAUAAACUACACACAGGCACAUGGCUAGUCGAUGGCAACCCACAGAUUAUUCUGUUCGACAUCGGCUCAGCCGCAUGGCAGAUGGACAGCUUCAAACAAGAGUUAUGGGAUUCAUGUUCUUUAGGUAUACCCCACUUGGAUGUUGAGGCGAAUGAUGCGGUGAUAUUGGGCUUUAUGGUGGCACAGUUCAUAACUGAGUUCCGCAAAGCGGCGGAGGGCUACAGCGACACGCCGCCGCGUGUGGUGGCGCACUUCCACGAAUGGCAAGCGGGCAUCGGCCUUAUCGUACUGAGAGUACGUCACGUGGACGUAGCAACAGUAUUCACUACACACGCAACACUGCUAGGAAGAUAUUUGUGUGCUGGCAACACAGAUUUCUAUAAUAAUUUGGAUAAGUUCUCAGUGGACGAGGAGGCGGGAAAGAGACAGAUAUACCACCGCUACUGUAUGGAGCGCGCCGCCGCGCACAUGACACAUGUGUUCACGACGGUCUCAGAUAUUACUGGUUAUGAGGCAGAACAUCUCCUCAAAAGGAAGCCAGACUUCAUCACGCCAAAUGGUCUCAACGUGAAGAAGUUCUCGGCGUUGCACGAGUUUCAAAAUCUACACGCUCUAGCCAAGAACAAGAUAAACGAAUUCGCAAGAGGGCAUUUCUAUGGGCAUUUCAACUUCGACUUAGAUAAGACACUGUACUUCUUUAUCGCGGGUCGAUAUGAGUUUGGAAACAAAGGAGCGGAUAUUUUCAUUGAAGCUUUGGCCAGAUUGAACCAUUAUUUGAAGUCGUCAGGGUCCGAGAUGACGGUGGUAGCGUUCCUGAUCUUCCCCGCGAAGACCAACAACUUCAACGUGGAGAGCCUCCGCGGCCACGCCGUCACCAAGGCGCUGCGCGACACCAUACAGGACGUGCAGCGCGCCGUCGGAGAGCGUCUUUACGAUAUAUGUCUCAGAGGCCAUCUCCCCGAAGCGUCAGAUCUCCUGCACAAAGACGACACGGUCCGCCUCAAGAGAUGUUUGUACGCGUUACAAAGGGACGGUCUGCCUCCAAUAACUACGCAUAAUGUGGUGGACGAUUGGAGUGAUCCAGUGUUGAAUUCUAUACGUCGUUGUCAGUUGUUUAACACUGUAAAUGAUAAAGUUAAGGUAAUUUUCCACCCAGAAUUUCUAACAUCAACGAACCCCCUCUUCGGUCUGGACUACGAGGAGUUCGUGAGGGGUUGCCAUUUAGGGGUGUUCCCCUCCUACUACGAGCCUUGGGGUUACACCCCCGCGGAGUGCACGGUCUUGGGGAUACCAAGUAUUACUACUAAUUUGUCUGGUUUCGGCUGCUUCAUGCAAGAACACAUCGCGGACCCGAUGUCCUACGGCAUAUACGUAGUGGACCGCAGGUACAUCUCGCUGGAGGGCUCCGUGCAGCAGCUGGCCCAGUACAUGUACGAUUUUACAAAGUUAACACGUCGACAACGUAUUAUCCAAAGGAAUCGAACGGAGAGAUUGUCAGACCUCAUGGACUGGAGGAACUUAGGCAUUUAUUAUCGUCAAGCGCGAGCGCAAGCUUUGAAAACAGUUUAUCCAGACUACGUGGACCACAUGGACCAGGAAUUGGAGAAGAGGUUCAACUACCCGCGCCCCAUCUCCGAACCACCCAGUCCUACACAUUCUAGAGCAACAACCCCCGCUGCAUCCGUCCACGGAUCAGACGACGAAGACGAAGUAGACGAAGAACAAGAACUGGCCGAAUUGAGAAUCACAGAUAAU
Brenthis ino (lesser marbled fritillary) is the source of this 2073-nucleotide messenger RNA. NCBI's taxonomy places the organism in Eukaryota, Metazoa, Arthropoda, Insecta, Lepidoptera, Nymphalidae. The record is from the annotation of a GenBank genome assembly.